Molecule: messenger RNA, 1513 nt
Organism: Camellia sinensis
Lineage: Eukaryota; Viridiplantae; Streptophyta; Magnoliopsida; Ericales; Theaceae
Biological process (GO): rRNA base methylation
Cellular component (GO): cytoplasm
Molecular function (GO): rRNA (uridine-N3-)-methyltransferase activity
Source: RefSeq, a predicted model, not a curated record
UCUCUCUCGUCUCUGCAACUCUUCCCUAUCUUUUUUUGUGCGGAGUAGAGAGAGAGAGAGAGAGAGAGAGAGUGAGUGCGUGUGCGAUACGGAAAAGCCAUUAAUGGAAAAAGCAGAGGUGGUAGUGGUCAAAGAAGUAGAUGAAGAAAGUGAGAUAUGGGUAAAGCAUUACAAAUCCUCUCAUCAGAUACUUGUAGUUGGUGAUGGAGAUUUCUCUUUCUCUCUCUCUUUGGCUCACUCUUUUCGCUCUGCUUCUAACAUCCUCGCUUCUUCUCUCGACUCCUAUGAUACAUUGAUCAAGAAGUACAAGCAAGCGAAGUCAAAUUUGGAAAAAUUGGAGUUGUGGGGAGCAUCCAUUUUACAUGGAGUCGAUGCAACCAAAAUGAAGCUUCAUACCGAUCUCCGAAUGCGGAAGUUUGAUCGGAUUAUUUUUAACUUUCCUCAUGCAGGCUUCCAUGGAAAAGAAGACAUGGUCCAUCUCAUCAAGAUGCAUAGAUGUCUUGUGCAUGAAUUCUUCAGGAAUGCAAGUGGCAUGCUACGUGCUGAUGGCGAAAUCCAUGUAAACCACAAAACCACACCUCCAUUUAGCCACUGGAAUCUUGAGGAACUCGCAGCUCAAAAUUCUUUGGCUUUAAUUGACCUUGUUGAUUUUAAAAUAGAGGACUACCCCGGUUACAACAAUAAGAGGGGUGCUGGUUUGAGAUGUGAUGAGCCCUUCCCUUUAGGAGAGUGCAGUACCUUCAAAUUCAGAUUCUCACCGACUGCUAAGAAAAUACUGAAAGCUCGGAGGAACUUGGAUACGUCUCACCAAAAAUUUCAACUUCUUCAAGAUACUCCUAUUCAAACACUACAACCGCCAAUUCCUUUUGAAUUCAGACUGCAUCAAACAAAUUUCACAGCAUGUAUGAAUAACAUCACGGGGUACGUUGGAACACCUCGAUAUCUUCAAGAUACGCCAAUUCAAACACUGCAACAGCCAAUUUCUUUUGAAUCCAGACUUCCUCAAACAAAUUUCACGACAUAUAUGAAUGACAGCCCAGUUGAUGUCAGAAAUGAAUGCUUCAGGAUCUUCCAUGAGUACUUCAACCAUAUCUUGGAAACAUUUGGAAGAACUGAUUGCGAUGUGUAUAAUUCUGCUCAUGAAGCACUGAAGCUUGGUUUUCGUAGAUAUACAGAAGUGCGGGGAAGAGACUUGAACGGUUACAUAAACAUUUUGCAAGAGCUUCAACGUUUGAGUGUUGUGAGAUCAGCAUGGUUGCAGAACACUUUGUUGGGUCUUGAUCACCAGCUGUGAGUGAGAAUCGGACUGAAACUUGUUUCUGAAAAACAGCUGAAUUGCUUUUGUGCACUUUUGUUGCUAGAAUUGUGUUGAGAACACUAAUAUAUAGGUAAAAACCAUACUUGACUUUGGGGUAUUUAGUGUACACAGUGGUAUGUAGUUGAAGACCUCUAUAUGAGCAAAUUAUGUAUAGUGUUGCAAGAUGCAAGCGAAGUAAAUUACUUUUGUGGAUCA